AUGCCGAAUUUUAUUUUUCCUUUGCUCUACAGAAAUAAGACACUUUAGAAUCAUGUUGUAUAAACAAUGAUUGCAAAUGAUAAUAUUUUAGUGACUGGUGGUCAACAUGGAGAUAUAGUAAUUUGGAUGUAGAAUCUUAAUCCAAGAAUUGUGAUCUACCCAAACCUUUCAAAUGCAUAUGGAAAAUUAUUAACUAUGAAUUUAGUUAGAAUGUCAUUUCUUAACAUUUUAGAUAGAGCAGAAGAAUGCAUACUCACAAUUCAUGAGGAUAAAAGAAUAAGAAUAUUUGAUUGUCUUGAUGGACGUUGUGUUGGAAUAUCAGCACAUGAUAGUACAGGACCAAUACAAUACUGUAUACCUUUAAGUUCCAAUAAUUGCAGGUUUUUGAUGUUGGGAAUGUAAAAUGGUUUAAGUCUUUUUGAUCUUUGGAAAAUGAGAAGUGUAAAACAAUAUGACUGUAAAGUACGUUCAUUUUGUUAAAUUGAUAUUAAUACUGUAUGUGUAUUCGAUUAGGAAAACUAGUUACAUUUUAUUAAUUUGUCUCCUCUUAAUAAUGAAAGGUAUUUGAAUUAUAAGGAAUUUAAUAAGAAAAGAGAAUAAAUAAAAUUGGAUUUUAAGGAACUAAAAUUAUGUGAUGGAUUAAAGAAACUUAAAAUUGAAGGUAUUUCAUGUAAUCGUAUCAGACAUAUGAGUUUUAAUUAAGAAUAUUAACAUUUGACUAUUUUGAUGCAUAGAUAACUUUAUUUGAUUUUUGAUAUAUUUGAUACACCUUGGAUUAUGUGUAUAAGUUAAUCUAAAAAUAAUUAAAAGUUUACUAAAAUUCAUUAUUCAAAAGAAUAUCUAUAUAUAACUACAAGAAAUGGAGGUCUACUUGGUAUGGAAUACAAAGAUAUAAUAUAUUUAUUAUCUAUUUUAAAGGAACAAAGUGAUUUUGUUUAUGGCUUUAAAGAGUUUUAAUUUACAAAAAUAGCAGGUUCUUAAUUCAGUAGACUUUAAAUUAAUUUCUAAGAAUUAAUAUAAGGUUCUGAAAUUUAGAAAGAGCUUAAUGGUAUAUAUAUAUUAAAGAAUCUUGUAUAUUAAUAUAAAAAUUAGUAUUUAUGUAAAUACAAUUUGAUUGAUGUAACUUUGGAUAUGUCAUUAAUUCGUAUUAACUAACCUGAUUCAGAUAUUAAAUUUAAUGGAUUUAAAUGGUCAUUCAACACAUUUUCUGAUUUAAUAAAGAUUGAAACAUUGAAAUAAGGAUGUAAAUAAGUAGAUGCAUUUGAUUUCACAAAAUCUUAUAAUGAUGAUUUGAUUUGGAAUUUAGGUUAAAUGACUUCCUAAUAAUUUAAAAUUAAAUAUUUACCAUAUAUAAAUAUUGAAACAUAAAUAAGAAGUGCAUUUAUUAGUGUAAAUGAGGAGAGUUAAAUUUAUUGGUUUGGUUGUAGUAAUGGUAUCAUAUUUGGAUUUCCAACAACAUAUAGUAGUAAAUCAUAUUUUAUUUACAGAAUUAAAAUGGAUGAAAAAAUAGUCAAAUUUAUAUAUUAGAAGGGAAGAUAUUUAAUUGCAAGUUCUGAAAGUGGAUAAUUUAUAAUAAUGGAUUAUAAUUUAGUAUUUAAUGAGAAGAUAGGAGAAUAAUAAGUAGAAUUCAUAGAUUUGGAACCAUCAUAGAGAAUUUAUUUUCCAAGUUAUGCAAAAAAAACAAUAAGAAUUCAUAAAUUGGAAAAUGAAUCUUAUGAGGAAAUGUAAACAAAUAAUUAAUAAUAAAAAUUUUAAAAGAUUGCAAUUUUAAUGGAAAAUAAUGUUAUUAUUAUAAUUAAUUUAUAAGAUGGAAGUGUAUCAUUAAAAUUACAUGGAAUAAAUCAAUAAGUUUUAGGAUUAUAUUAUGAAGAUUAAGGAGAUUAAUGGUUUGUUAUAGUUUAAGGAGGAGAAUCAUUGGUAUUUGAUUAUAAGGGAAGAUAUUUGAGAACAUUAAUAAUAGAAUAAUAUCAUUCAUUAUUUCAAGUAGAAAAGAAAUUAAAUAAAGUUAAAGAUAAAAUGAUAAGUCAUCAUCAUUUAAGUGAAUUUAAAAGAGAAUUUAAUAAAUCUAUAAGUAAAGUUUAUUAAUUACUUGAAUUUCAAUAAAGAAAUAAUUAUAUCAAAAUGUAAUCUCCUUAUCCUAGUUUAUAUGAAGUAGGAGGAUAAUUUAAAUAAUGGUAAUUUGAGGCUGAAUAAGCAGCUAAAAUGUUAUAUUUAAUAGAUCAUAAUUCUGUAAAAAAUAAUAUGAGAAUGUGUAAGUUUGUUGAAACAAGUAUAGGUGAAUUAGAAUGGUGGGAUUUAAAGAAAUAAGGAGAUAAUCAUAAUUAAAAUAGAUUAUUUUUAAUGUUACAUCCUUGGGAGGCUGAUGCUCAAUUAAGUACAUAAUUAGAUUAGAUAUUGAAUUAUUAGAAACCAACAUUCUCUCCUUUGAUAGGUGUUUAAUCAAUGGGUUAUUGUGUUAGUUUUGCAUUAUCUCGUGGCUGGGAUGUUUCACCACAUUUUACUUCUUAAAGAGCUAUGUCAUUAAUGCAUUUCUAUUUGUCUUAUUUAUCCAAAGAAGCAUAAGUAUUUAAUUAAUUAAUGAUACAAACUGUUGAAUUGUUAACAAAAAAGAAAUAAUUAUUAGAUUUAAAUUUUAAGUCUAUGGAUUUAUUUUUGUUAGCAUAAUACACUAUUGAUGAAUCUAAUGAAGUCAUGAAUGCCGCAUGUAAUUUAAUACUUUCAUAAAUUAGAAAGUCUGAUUAAGAUAUGCAUGAAUAGCAUAAAUUAAUUAGAGAGCUGCUAGAUUUAAAUAAAGAGCAGAAAGGACAUGCUUUUUCAAAUGUGGAAGUAAUACUACUUAUGUUAGAAUCCUAUUUAACAGGAAUGUGUUAGACUCUCUAAUAAAGUGAAGAUUAAAAGAGAAGAGUGAUUUAAGGAUUAAAUCUCAAAAAUUGUAUUGUAAAUCCUCACCUUUGUGCUCCUCUUCUAAAAGUCUUUGUUGAUGUCUAAUAACAUUUUAGAAAUUCAUACAAUCCAUAAGAAAUUUUUAAAAAUCUAUUUUUCAUUUUUUUUCAAUAUAACACUGUAAUAGAUUAUUCAGAAAUUCUAACUUAAGGUGGUUAAUAAAUGCAAUUAAUUAAUUUAUUAAAAGAAAUUAGUAAGUAAUCAGAAGAUAUGAAAAAAAGAAUGAGACAACUAACUGCUAAAAGUAUCAUCUAAGUUGCCAUUUCGGCUCCAUUAGAAUUUACUAAAAUCUUAAAUAAAGAUAUUGUGAAUUUAGAAACUCAUUUUUUAUAUCCUUCAUCUAUAAUUGAAAUCAUUAGAAAUUACAUCAAAUCAUAACAUAAUAAUAUCCAUAAACAAUUACCAUUUCUUAUGGAUAUCAUUCUAAAAAGUCUUGAUCCAAAUAAUCCUAAUUUAAGGAAAGUUUGUCAUAGAUCUGCUACAUAUGCUUUAUAAACUAUUUGCAAAACCUUUAAAUGUGUUUGUUUCCAUCAACAAACUUAAAAAAUAGCUAUUGGAGAUACUUAAAUUAUUAUCUAUGACUUGAGAACUGCUGUUAAAUGGAGAGUCUUGGAUGGACAUAGUGGUUAAGUUAAUUGUCUAGAAUUCGACCAUACAGGUAAAUAGUUGGCAAGUUUUAGUGAUACUGAUUGGAAGAUCAAAAUAUGGAAAGUUGGAUCUACAGGGUAUGGAGAUUAAACUAUCUAAUUAGAUUCUUUGGAGCCAUUAUCGGUAUACAAGGGAAACCAGCUAAAGAUAUAACUGUUAAGUAAUAGCCUUUAAAUCAUCCCCAAAUCUAAUGGUCAUAAGAUGAUAGCAAAACAUAUUUAAUGUCAAAUGGACAAUUAGUUGUAUAAUGUCAGGUAUGA
Paramecium pentaurelia is the source of this 3851-nucleotide messenger RNA. The record is from the annotation of a GenBank genome assembly. Lineage: Eukaryota; Ciliophora; Oligohymenophorea; Peniculida; Parameciidae.